Messenger RNA from Syzygium oleosum, 648 nucleotides. RefSeq names its product succinate dehydrogenase subunit 7A, mitochondrial-like. The record is from RefSeq and is a predicted model, not a curated record. Lineage: Eukaryota; Viridiplantae; Streptophyta; Magnoliopsida; Myrtales; Myrtaceae. The transcript has 4 exons. The coding region runs from base 95 to 412 and encodes 105 amino acids.
UGACAGCGCGACUUCCUCUUCUUCUUCUUCUUCUUCUUCUCGUUCGUCUUGAGCUCGCAGGGUUGGAGUUUUCUGCAUUUCGGAGCGAUCUUCAAUGGCGUUGUUGCUCAGCAGGACCAACCCCGUCCUCUCCCAUCUCCGAUCCCACCCUCAGAGGACGGAGGAUGCUCUCGCGCUGCUGUCGCGUCGCGGAUUGCACGUCGACCCGGGGGCUCGCGAGAAAGCUCUUCUGGCACCAGAUCCGAUCCUAAGCCGUUUCAAGUCACAUAAGAAGGGUGUAAAGCGGUUGAAAAGAAUUGGAGAUGUCCUCACAGUCGUUGUCGUUGCUGGAUGUUGCUAUGAGAUCUAUGUAAAAGCGGUGAUGCGAGAAGAAGCUCGAAAUCAGGGGAGUGCCUCUGGUGAAAGUGCUUAGUUUUCCUGAACUUCUGUAUGUUUGUUUAGCCUUAGUUUGGGAGAACAGUGGCCAAUAAGCAGGACAGAAAAUGCUCCUCAGUUUGAAGUUUUGUAUCUCCGUUUCCAUUUCUCUUUUAAUUGGAUGGAGCACAUUUCAUCUGUCGGACCAGAAAAGGUUAAAUUGCCUGACUUAGCUUGGUAUGCGAGACAAAAGGCUCUUCGGAUGGCCAAUGGCGAGGGAGCACAAUUGGUACA